AUUAACAUGUUGCUGAAUUUUCAACUGGGAGAGGAUUGUCCCUGUCCAGAUGAGAUUCGGGAGGAGCUAUAUGAAUUUCAUGAUGAUCUUCUAAUUCACUGUGGUAUUCCUCUAGAAGAGGAGGAAGAGGAAGAGGAAGAUUACUCCUUGGCUGGCAAACUCCGUUCAUUAAUAUACAAAAUAAAAGGUCCACCAAAAGCAGAAAAGGCAGAACCUAAGGAGGAAGAAGAGAAAUCUCCCACUACGCUGAAAGAACUCAUAUCGCAGACUAUGGUGCGCUGGUCCCAGGAGGAUCAGAUUCAGGAUCCAGAAUUGGUUCGGAUUAUGUACACCCUCCUUCGCAGGCAGUAUGACAGCAUUGGGGAGCUGCUGCAGGCUCUGAGGAAGGCGUACACCAUUAGUGCUGCCUCGGUGAAGGACACCAUUAAUCUGCUUGCAGCACUGGGCCAGAUUCGCUCACUUCUCAGUGUCAGGAUGGGAAAAGAGGAAGAAUUGCUAAUGAUAAAUGGAUUAGGGGAUAUAAUGAACAACAAGGUGUUUUAUCAGCAUCCUAACUUAAUGAGAGUCUUGGGCAUGCAUGAGACUGUUAUGGAUGUGAUGGUGAAUGUGCUUGGAGGAGACAAAUCUCAGAUCGCUUUUCCUAAGAUGGUGGCAAGCUGUUGUCGCUUCCUGUGCUACUUCUGCCGCAUCAGUCGUCAGAACCAAAAGGCAAUGUUUGAGCACCUCAGCUACCUGCUGGAGAACAGCAGUGUUGGACUCGCAUUUCCUUCAAUGAGAGGUUCAACACCGCUGGAUGUUGCAGCAGCAUCUGUAAUGGACAACAACGAGCUUGCACUAGCUUUGGAGGAGCCAGAUCUUGAUAAGGUUGUUACCUACCUGGCAGGUUGUGGCCUGCAGAGUUGUCCAGUAUUGCUGGCUAAAGGAUAUCCAGACAUUGGGUGGAAUCCAAUAGAGGGUGAACGUUACCUGUCAUUCUUAAGAUUUGCAGUUUUUGUUAACAGUGAAAGUGUUGAGGAGAAUGCAAGUGUUGUUGUCAAGCUCCUUAUUCGGCGGCCAGAGUGCUUUGGACCAGACCUUAGAGGAGAAGGAGGAAAUGGUUUGCUGGCAGCUAUGCAGGAAGCUAUCAGGAUCUCAGAGAAUCCCAGUCGUGACCUUCCCUCCCAGGCAUAUAAAAGAGAAGGUGAUGAUGAUGAGGAGGAGGAGGAGGAGAUUGUGCACAUGGGCAAUGCAAUCAUGUCAUUUUACUCAGCUCUUAUAGAUUUACUUGGACGCUGUGCACCGGAAAUGCAUCUUAUUCAAAGUGGAAAAGGAGAAGCUAUUCGAAUCAGGUCAAUCCUUCGAUCUCUAGUGCCAACAGAAGAUUUGGUUGGGAUUAUAAGUAUACCACUAAAGCUGUCAACAGUUAACAAAGAUGGCACAGUAAAUGAGCCAGACAUGUCUGCAAAUUUCUGUCCUGAUCAUAAAGCACCCAUGGUACUUUUUUUGGACCGUGUCUAUGGUAUUAAUGACCAAAGCUUCCUCCUUCACCUACUGGAAGUUGGAUUUUUACCAGAUUUAAGAGCCUGUGCCUCUUUGGAUACAGUUUCUCUGAGUACCACAGAGGCAGCUCUCGCACUAAAUAGAUAUAUUUGCUCAGCUGUAUUUCCAUUGCUCAAAAGAUGUGCUCCCCUCUUUUCUGGAACAGAGCAUCAUGCCUCCCUAGUUGACUCCAUGCUUCACACAAUAUACAGGUUAUCCAAGGGACGUUCCCUUACAAAAGCACAGAGAGACACGAUUGAAGAAUGCCUGCUUGCUAUCUGCCACCACUUACGUCCCUCUAUGCUACAACAGCUGCUGAGAAGGCUCGUUUUCGAUGUGCCUCUACUCAAUGAAUACUGUAAAAUGCCUCUCAAGCUUCUGACAAACCACUACGAGCAGUGCUGGAAAUAUUAUUGUCUGCCUUCAGGAAUGGGAAGCUAUGGAAUUGCAGCAGAAGAAGAAUUACAUUUAACUGAAAAACUUUUCUGGGGAAUAUUUGAUUCCCUGUCUCAUAAGAAGUAUGAUCCAGAGCUCUUUCGAAUGGCUUUGCCUUGCCUAAGUGCUAUAGCCGGUGCCUUGCCUCCUGAUUAUUUAGAUACACGUAUCAGGUCAACUUUGGAAAAGCAGACUUCAGUGGAUCCAGAAGGAAAUUUUGACCCCAAACCUGUUAACACUGCAAACUUUAUACUUCCUGAAAAGUUGGAAUAUAUUGUCAGCAAGUAUGCUGAACAUUCCCAUGAUAAGUGGUCCUUUGAUAAGACUAAUAGUGGAUGGAAAUAUGGUGUUUCACUGGAUGAAAAUAUGAAGACUCACCCGUUAAUAAGACCUUUCAAAACUUUAACUGAAAAGGAAAAGGAAAUUUAUCGUUGGCCUGCCAGAGAGUCACUGAAAACCAUGCUGGCCAUGGGAUGGAGCCUAGAAAGGAACAAGGAAGGAGGAGAAGCAACAAUACAUCAGCGUGAAAAUGAAAAGCUCCGCAGCAUAUCUCAGUCUAGCCAGGGAAAUGGAUAUAGCCCAAUGCCACUUGAUCUCUCUAAUGUGGUGCUCUCUAGGGAGCUUCAGGGAAUGGUUGAGGUAAUGGCAGAAAACUACCAUAAUAUAUGGGCCAAAAAGAAGAAAAUGGAGUUGGAAAGCAAAGGUGGAGGUAGUCAUCCUUUAUUGGUACCUUAUGACACAUUGACAGCCAAGGAGAAAUUACGGGACCGAGAAAAGGCACAAGAGCUGUUUAAAUUCCUUCAAGUCAAUGGUAUAAUCAUAUCUCGGGGUCUGAAUGACAUGGAGCUGGACGCUUCAUCCAUGGAAAAGAGAUUUGCCUUUAAGUUUCUGAAGAAAAUUUUAAAAUAUGUUGAUUCAGCUCAAGAGUUUAUUGCGCAUUUAGAAGCCAUUGUAACCAGUGGAAAAACUGAAAAGUCUCCCCACGAGCAAGAAAUAAAAUUCUUUGCCAAAGUUCUUUUACCAUUAGUUGAUCAGUACUUUACAAAUCACUGCCUCUACUUCCUGUCUUCUCCAACAAAAGCACUUAGUAGCAGUGGGUAUGCAUCAAAUAAGGAAAAAGAAAUGGUAGCAAGCCUGUUCUGCAAACUAGCAGCUCUUGUUAGACAUAGGAUUUCACUUUUUGGUAGUGAUUCUGCUACUAUGGUGAACUGCCUGCACAUCUUAGCUCAGUCUCUUGACACAAGAACUGUUAUGAAAUCAGGAUCUGAGCUUGUUAAAGCUGGAUUGCGUGCCUUUUUUGAAAAUGCAGCUGAAGACCUGGAAAAAACUUCAGAAAAUCUUAAACUUGGAAAAUUCACCCAUUCACGAACACAAAUAAAGGGUGUUUCACAGAAUAUCAAUUACACUACAGUGGCACUGUUACCAAUCUUGACAUCAAUUUUUGAACACAUCUCACAAUAUCAGUUUGGAAUUGAUUUACUUCUUGGUGAUGUACAAAUUUCAUGUUACAGAAUUCUUUCUAGCCUCUACUCCCUUGGGACUGGGAAGAACAUCUAUGUUGAAAGGCAGCGUCCUGCACUUGGUGAGUGCUUAGCAUCUCUUGCAGCAGCCAUUCCAGUGGCAUUCCUUGAACCUUCUCUCAAUCAUUACAACCCAUUGUCUGUCUUCAACACAAAAAGUGCAAGAGAAAGAGCAAUUUUAGGUAUGCCUGAUACAGUAGAAGAGAUGUGUCCAGAGAUCCCUCACUUGGAUGGACUAAUAAAGGAAAUUAAUGAUUUAGCAGAGUCUGGAGCAAGAUAUACUGAAAUGCCUCAUGUAAUUGAGGUUAUCUUACCCAUGCUAUGCAACUAUUUAUCCUACUGGUGGGAAAGAGGGUCUGAGAGUGUUCCUCAGAGUGCUGGGUCUUGCUGUACAAUGAUAACAUCUGAGCAUCUAAGCAUCGUUCUUGGAAACAUUCUAAAAAUCAUUAACAACAAUCUGGGAAUAGAUGAAGCAUCUUGGAUGAAAAGAAUUGCAGUUUACGCUCAACCCAUCAUCAGCAAAGCCAGGCCUGAUCUGCUGAAAACUCACUUUAUUCCAACGCUGGAGAAAUUGAAGAAGAAAGCUGUAAAGAUUGUGGUGGAAGAGGAGCAACUUAAAGCAGAUAGUAAAACUGACACCCAAGAAGCUGAGCUACUCAUUCUGGAUGAGUUUGCUGUUCUUUGUAGAGACCUUUAUGCCUUCUAUCCAAUGUUGAUACGCUAUGUAGACAACAACAGAGCAAAUUGGCUAAAGAAACCAGAUGCAGAUUCUGAUGAACUCUUUCGAAUGGUAGCUGAAGUUUUUAUCCUGUGGUGUAAAUCACAUAAUUUCAAAAGAGAAGAACAAAAUUUUGUGAUUCAGAAUGAAAUCAAUAAUUUGGCAUUUUUAACAGGAGACAGCAAGAGCAAGAUGUCUAAAGCCAUGCAAGUAAAGUCUGGAGGACAAGAUCAAGAGAGAAAGAAAUCAAAACGCAGAGGGGAUUUGUACUCCAUUCAGACUUCCUUGAUUGUAGCUGCACUUAAGAAGAUGCUUCCUAUUGGUUUGAAUAUGUGUACUCCUGGAGAUCAAGAGCUCAUCUCUUUGGCUAAGACUAGAUACAGCCAUAGGGACACUGAUGAUGAAGUCAAAGAACAUAUACGUAACAACUUACAUUUGCAGGAAAAGUCUGAUGAUCCAGCAGUGAAGUGGCAGUUAAAUCUGUACAAAGACAUUUUGAAGAGUGAUGAACCCACUGACCCUGAGAGGAACGUGGAACGCGUGCAGAGGAUAUCAGCUGCUCUGUAUCAUCUAGAACAGGUUGAACAACCACUGAGAUCCAAGAAAGCUGUUUGGCACAAACUCCUCUCAAAGCAACGCAAAAGGGCUGUUGUUGCAUGUUUCAGAAUGGCACCAUUAUACAACCUGCCAAGGCACCGUUCUAUUAACCUCUUCCUCCAUGGCUAUCAGAACUAUUGGAUAGAAACAGAGGAAUAUUCAUUUGAGGAGAAACUAGUUCAGGAUUUGGCUACACCUCCAAAAAAAGAGGAAGAAGAAGAGGAAGAGACCGAGAAAAAACAGCCUGAUCCACUUCAUCAGAUUAUCCUCUACUUUAGUCGCAGUGCUCUCACAGAGAGAAGCAAAUUAGAAGAUGAUCCUUUAUAUAUCGCCUACUCUGCCAUGAUGGCAAAGAGCUGUCAGGAAGAAGAAGAAGAGGAAGAAGAAGAAAAAGAAAAGACAUUUGAGGAGAAAGAAAUGGAAAAACAGAGAACUCUCUAUCAGCAAGCUCGUUUACAUGAUCGUGGAGCUGCUGAGAUGGUCCUUCAGAUGAUUAGUGCAAGCAAAGGCCAUACAGGACCCAUGGUUGUUGAAACACUAAAACUUGGUAUUGCUAUUCUAAAUGGUGGGAAUACCAUAGUUCAACAGAAAAUGCUAGACUACCUGAAGGAGAAAAAGGAUGCCGGAUUUUUUCAAAGUCUCUCUGGCUUGAUGCAGUCCUGCAGCGUUCUUGACUUGAAUGCAUUUGAAAGACAAAAUAAAGCAGAAGGCCUGGGAAUGGUUACUGAAGAAGGAACUCUCAUCGUUCGUGAGCGUGGUGAAAAAGUGUUGCAGCAUGAUGAAUUCACUCGAGAUCUAUUUAGAUUCUUACAACUGCUCUGUGAAGGGCAUAACAAUGAUUUUCAAAAUUACCUACGUACUCAGAUGGGCAACACCACAACAGUGAAUAUUAUCAUUAGUACAGUUGACUAUCUCUUGCGUCUUCAGGAAUCAAUCAGUGACUUUUAUUGGUACUAUUCAGGAAAGGAUGUCAUUGAUGAAUCAGGGCAACGUAACUUCUCUAAAGCUCUGGCUGUCACCAAACAAAUAUUCAAUUCCCUUACUGAAUACAUCCAGGGUCCUUGCAUAGGUAAUCAGCAGAGUCUGGCUCAUAGCAGGCUGUGGGAUGCAGUUGUUGGCUUUCUUCAUGUCUUUGCCAAUAUGCAGAUGAAACUUUCACAGGACUCCGCACAGAUUGAAUUGCUUAAAGAACUGCUAGAUCUGCUAAAGGAUAUGGUAGUGAUGCUCUUGUCACUGCUUGAAGGCAAUGUUGUAAAUGGAACUAUUGGAAAACAAAUGGUAGACACGCUCGUAGAAUCAUCUAGCAAUGUAGAAAUGAUUUUGAAGUUCUUUGACAUGUUCCUUAAGUUAAAAGAUCUGACUAACUCAGAUGCCUUCAAAGAGUAUGACCCAGAUGGUAAAGGCAUCAUUUCAAAGAAGGAAUUCCAGAAAUCAAUGGAGGCUCAAAAACAAUACAUGCAGUCAGAGAUUGAAUUCCUGCUGUCCUGUGUUGAAGCGGAUGAAAAUGAUAUGUUUAAUUAUGUUGAUUUUGUUGAAAGAUUCCAUGAACCAGCCAAAGACAUUGGAUUUAACGUGGCAGUAUUGCUAACAAACCUUUCAGAGCACAUGCCUAAUGAUUCACGCCUUCAGAGCUUACUCGAACCUGCAGAAAGUGUUCUUAAUUAUUUUGAACCAUACCUUGGCCGUAUUGAAAUAAUGGGUGGAGCUAAGAAAAUAGAAAGAGUUUACUUUGAAAUCAGUGAAUCCAGUAGAACGCAGUGGGAGAAGCCACAGGUGAAGGAAUCCAAAAGGCAGUUCAUAUUUGAUGUUGUAAAUGAAGGUGGGGAACAAGAAAAAAUGGAACUCUUUGUGAAUUUCUGUGAAGACACAAUCUUUGAAAUGCAAUUAGCAUCCCAGAUCUCUGAAAUGGAUUCAUCUGACAGACCUGAGGAAGAGGAAGAGGCAGAGCCUUGUUAUGUAGUGGAUAUUGGAGAUGAUGAGGAAGAAGAAAAGUCACUGGAAUCUGCUUCAGCUUUUGCAAUGGCCUGUUUUGCAGUGAAGAAGAAUGUUGCCCACUUUUUAAAAAUGGUCACUGCGAAGAACCUAAGGAAACAAUACAGGAAAGUUAGAAAGAUGACAGUAAAAGAGAUGGUCAAAGUGUUUUUCUCCUUUUUCUGGAUCCUAUUCGUAGGGAUGUUCCAGCUGUUCUUUAGUAUAGUGUGGGGGAUUUUCCAGAUCCUUUGGAGCACUGUAUUUGGGGGUGGUCUGGUUGAAGGAGCCAAAAACAUUAAGGUUACUAAAAUAUUAGGGGACAUGCCUGACCCAACACAGUUUGGAAUCCAUGAUGAUGUGAUGGAAGCAGAAAAAGCUGAAGGUGCUGAGCAUGGCAUCAGAGCUGAACUUGUGCAGUUUGUGAAGGGUGAAAAGGGAGAAGCUGACAUCAUCUCAGACAUUUUUGGCAUUCAUACAAAGAAAGAAGGUGGCUCAAAACAUGGUCAUGACGCUGGACUUGGGGAUAUUGCAGAAAUUCUUGGUACUGAAAUCCAGGAGUCUUUGGAAGUCACAGUUCAUAAGAAAAAAGACUUGCAGAUAUCUGAAAUUGCAAAAGCCGAACGAGAAAAAAAAGCAGAAGCUGAGAAGGCUGACAUGGAAGAUGGUGAGAAACAAGAUAAAGCAAAGGAAGUACAAUCUGAGCAGCUAGAAGAGGGAAAAGUGAAGAAAAAGAAGCGAAGGCAUGGACAAAAAAUUGAGAAACCGGAGGCUGUCAUGGCUAACUUCUUCAAAGCUGUGGAGAUUUAUCAAACAAAAAUGCUCCACUACUUGGCAAGAAACUUUUAUAACCUAAGGUUUCUUGCUCUGUUUGUUGCAUUUGCCAUCAACUUUAUUCUUCUAUUUUACAAGGUGACAGAAGAACCACUUGACGAAGUAGAGGAAGACUCUAAUCUCUGGAACUCUUUUGAUGAAGAGGAAGAGGAGGAUGGCAUGGUGUUUUUUGUUUUAGAAGAAAGUACUGGUUACAUGGCACCUGCUCUCAGAGCACUGGCAGUUAUUCAUACCAUCAUCUCUUUUGUGUGUGUGAUUGGAUACUAUUGCUUGAAGGUUCCUCUGGUUGUAUUCAAGAGAGAAAAAGAGGUAGCAAGAAAGCUGGAAUUUGAUGGACUAUACAUAACUGAACAGCCAUCUGAAGAUGAUAUUAAAGGACAGUGGGAUCGCCUGGUUAUAAAUACUCCGUCCUUCCCUAACAACUACUGGGACAAAUUUGUAAAACGGAAGGUUAUUAACAAGUAUGGAGACUUAUAUGGAGCAGAGCGCAUAGCAGAGCUUUUGGGUUUGGACAAAAGUGCCCUUGAUUUUAGUCCAGUGGAAGAGAGUGAACCAGAAGAGGCAUCUCUUGUGUCAUGGUUAAGCUCCAUUGAUACAAAAUACCACAUUUGGAAGCUUGGAGUUGUUUUCACUGAUAAUUCAUUUUUAUACCUGGCUUGGUACACAACUAUGUCUAUCCUUGGGCACUACAACAACUUCUUCUUCGCUGCUCAUCUGCUGGAUAUUGCCAUGGGUUUCAAGACGCUGCGAACCAUUCUGUCUUCAGUCACUCACAAUGGCAAACAGCUUGUGCUGACGGUAGGACUCCUGGCUGUCGUGGUGUACCUCUACACCGUGGUGGCCUUCAACUUCUUCCGCAAAUUCUACAACAAAAGUGAAGACGAAGAUGAACCAGACAUGAAGUGUGAUGAUAUGAUGACGUGUUACCUGUUCCACAUGUAUGUGGGUGUAAGAGCUGGUGGUGGCAUUGGAGAUGAAAUUGAGGAUCCUGCUGGAGACCCUUAUGAAAUGUACCGAAUUGUCUUUGACAUCACGUUUUUCUUCUUUGUCAUUGUUAUCCUGCUGGCCAUUAUUCAAGGUCUGAUUAUUGAUGCUUUUGGUGAAUUAAGAGACCAGCAAGAACAAGUGAGAGAAGAUAUGGAGACCAAAUGUUUUAUUUGUGGAAUCGGCAAUGAUUAUUUUGACACAACCCCACAUGGCUUUGAAACACACACUCUGCAAGAACACAACCUGGCAAACUAUCUGUUCUUUUUAAUGUAUCUCAUUAACAAGGAUGAAACUGAGCAUACUGGCCAGGAGUCAUUUGUGUGGAAGAUGUACCAAGAAAGAUGUUGGGACUUCUUCCCAGCAGGGGACUGCUUCCGGAAACAAUAUGAGGAUCAACUUGGCUAA
Messenger RNA from Merops nubicus (carmine bee-eater), 8982 nucleotides. RefSeq names its product ryanodine receptor 3 (gene RYR3). The transcript has 68 exons. Gene Ontology annotation, biological process: intracellular calcium ion homeostasis; calcium ion transmembrane transport. Gene Ontology annotation, cellular component: Z disc; sarcolemma; sarcoplasmic reticulum membrane. Gene Ontology annotation, molecular function: ryanodine-sensitive calcium-release channel activity; calcium ion binding. The annotation marks the transcript as partial. Lineage: Eukaryota; Metazoa; Chordata; Aves; Coraciiformes; Meropidae. The record is from RefSeq and is a predicted model, not a curated record.